AUGAAUUCGCCUGCAAAAAGAGAAUCAUCGAUUUUCGACACAACGGAGAUCCCAGUAAUCAAAUCGGACCAAAUAAAAGGAACCGGUAAAAGUUUGGGAUGCGGAACAUAUGGAUAUGUAGAAAAAGCGAUUUAUAAACCAACUCCUACCUCAGAAGCGAUCGAUGUGGCAAUCAAAUAUGCAUCAAAUCAAAAAUAUACAAGAACUUUGAUAAAUGAGGCGAAAAUCAUGAUGACUUUGAUGGAACAUCCGAAUGUUAUCAGUAUUUAUGGAAUCUACAAAAUUGACGCAAACCGAUGUGGACUCGUUAUGGAAUAUAUGGAUUGUCAAUCAUUAGCGGAACUUUUACACAAUAAUAAUAUUCAAUAUACGAUUUCACAUUUCGCCAGUUGGAUGUUGCAACUUUGCUCGGCUGUCGAAUUUUUUCAUUCGUAUAAUCAAAUUCAUCGCGAUCUCAAGGUCCAAAAGUGAGUUGUUAAAUAUUUCUUAUAUUUUUUUUCGAAAAAUAUUUGUAUUUCUAGCAUUUUACUCUGUGAUCACUAUCGAACACUAAAACUCUGCGAUUUCGGAACCUAUACAGCUCUCAAAAGUACAAUGACUGUGGGGCUUGGAACACCAGUAACAAUGUCACCUGAAGUGAUGCGCGGAGACAAGAAAUACGAUAUGAAGAGUGAUAUUUACAGUAUUGGAAUUAUUAUGUGGCAAAUACUAUCGAGACAGUAAGUGGAGUUUCUUUUCCGCCUAAAAAAUCAAAAUUUUUGUAGAGAACCUUAUCCAAACGUGGACAGUUUAGCGCAACUUGUCUACCACGUUGCAGGGAAUAAUAAUCGACCCGCUGAGCUUCAAUGUAGUUACAUUCUUUCCGGAUUCUACAAAAGAUGUUGGCAUCAAAAUCCAGAGAUUCGACCAACUAGUAAAGAAGCUGUUGAAUAUUUUACACUUCUGAAAAAAGAAUAUCCACAUGGCGAUGUUCCUUUAAAAAUUGGAAAGGCUGAAGAUCAUCUAGAUGUUUCGAAUAGGAAAAACCAUCGGAGAACUGGAAGUGAUACAUUUGGAAUAAUCGAUUCUGAUUCAGAGAUUCCUGGUUUGCGAGGUGUUCGCUCGCAAAGUGUCGCAGCUAUCAUCACACCAUCUCGUCCAGCUCCACCACCCCCAACAACUUCCACGCUUUCUUCGUUCCAAGACCCAUCUUUGAAACCGGUGGAGCCUGAUGUUCGAGAUCCACUAUCAUUUCAAAUCUACAAAGAUCAUAUGGUGGAAUUGGAGACGUUCCGAAAUAUCAAACAACUUCAGCAAACAAUUCUGAAUUCGAAACAUGAGAAAUUGAAGAAAUGGCAACUUUUGGAGCAACUCAAGAUUUUAGAAGCAGCUAGUCAACAUUUGUGA
Caenorhabditis angaria is the source of this 1386-nucleotide messenger RNA. The record is from the annotation of a GenBank genome assembly. Lineage: Eukaryota; Metazoa; Nematoda; Chromadorea; Rhabditida; Rhabditidae.